GGCCCAAUAACACAAAAUCUACAUCUAAUUACAAAUAUCCACUAACAAGCUCAGCGGGAAGGGGGUGACGACAAUCAUUGGAGGGGGAGACUCUGUUGCAGCGGUCGAGAAGGUUGGGCUUGUAGAAAAGAUGAGCCAUAUCUCUACCGGAAGCGGUGCUAGCCUUGAGCUACUCGAGGGGAAAAUGCUACCCGGUGUUCUUGCACUUGAUGAUGCUUAAUUGAGAGCACCUGGGGUUUCGUUUCUCUCAUUUUCAUUACUUUUUCUUGGCUUUCUCCUUUUGGUUUUUUACCCACCAGAGGUGAGUAGUAUUAGGCUCUCUAAGAAAGUAAAAGUGGUUUAAUGUUUGAAUAAACUUUGUAGCUAGUUUUUUGGCUUCAUUUUUCAAGACAUGUGGCUUAUGCAUAUCACACAUCUGGUGUUUUUAUACUCCAAAAAAAACGGUUCUGAUUCUGGGAGCUCUGGGAGUGACUCGGUUGCAGAUGAUGCACAAUCUUGAUUCCAUACUUUUUUGUCCAUCUCUGUUAUCUCUAAAGUGUAGCCUAAUCUCUGUAAUGAUGAGAAGAAGAUGCAAACAGAGUAGUCUUUGUAAUGGCAUUGAUUUGUAGAAAAAAAAUUCUUGUAUGCUUAUGGCAGUGUUGGACAUGCUUCAGCCCUAGGAGCCACUAUGGAUAUCCUCUUGAUCAUACUGCAAUGGUAUUUAACUUCUGGGUAUACUUCCCUUUAUUGGGAAGCAGAUUUUAAGGAGAUGCUACAGCUCCUUUCUAUCCCACUUUUUACUGUGGACCAUAUCAGUAGGUUGGCCUUUUUACUUUCAUGCUGCAGUUCUUCUGCUGAUUUUUGUGAUGGUCAUACUAAUCGUGUUACUAAUUAUCUGGUCCAAUGGUGUUGUAAUCACCUUCAUUCUAGUAUGGAUUUUUUAGGUAUUUUUGAUUACCUGCACAAUGUCAGCUCCUUUGUCAACAUGAUAUUCAGCAGGUUCAUAACUGUUCAGCUUCUAGCUCAUGCUAACCUGAGCCUCUUAUUGGCAUGUAGUUGUGUUGCCAUUUCCUGGUUAGGCAGUCCUUUCUACCUUUCUACCUGAGGGUAUGGAGAACUUUGAUCUUGGGUGCGCUCAUUUUCCUUUUCCUACUUUCUAGGGGAUUGUGUUUGCGUUGUUUGAAGAUUUUUUUAAACCAUUAUUGGUUAUACUGGGGUUAUGGAGAAGUUUGGAUAUUAUGGGUGUGCUUAUAAUAUCUUUUCCUAGCCUUGGUAUGUAUGGUUUGUGGAGUAAGGAGUGGUUGACUCGGAUGGGUUUUUAUUCCUCCCGUUGGAGAUGAUUACCACUCCUUUGUGUUGCCAUGCCUCUCCGUAUGACCAUUAUUGUCUUAGUGCGGUUAUGCUCGUGUUGGCCUGGUGUGAGUUUGGAUUGUCGUGUUGGUUUGAUGUUUUAGACUUUUUUGUGGCUUUGGUCAAGCCCUAGACUAUUAUGUUGUUUGUUUUGAUCUUAUUGUGGCCUUGAUCAAGCCUUAGUUAGCUUGUUUGUUGUUUAGACCUUAUUGUGGCCUUGGUCAAGCCGUUCUAGGUUCCCUUACCCCCCUUAUUUGUUAUUGUAUCCCCGGAAGGUUUGUCUUCUGUAUGAGGGGCUGGCGUUUGGCCUUGGUAUAGUCCUCCCCUCACUUUGUGGCUCCCUACUAUCUUAAUAAAACUCGGUAAGGGUU
Molecule: messenger RNA, 1700 nt
Organism: Cuscuta campestris
Lineage: Eukaryota; Viridiplantae; Streptophyta; Magnoliopsida; Solanales; Convolvulaceae
Source: the annotation of a GenBank genome assembly